UAUUGAUCUAACAAAUCCUAAAGGUAGUCUAAUAACUUAUGCUAAUAGAGCUAUAAAAAUUCUUAGAGAUUGUAUAAAAGAAUUAAUUGUAUUAGAAGUAAUUGGAAGACUGAAUAUUAGUACUUAUGUAUCUGGUUCUGCAGCAGCAGUAUAUGUAGCAGAUGUUGCUAAUGCUAUAAGUAACUAUAG
This is a messenger RNA of Funneliformis geosporum, 189 nucleotides long. The record is from the annotation of a GenBank genome assembly. NCBI's taxonomy places the organism in Eukaryota, Fungi, Glomeromycota, Glomeromycetes, Glomerales, Glomeraceae.